AUGGGAUUGUUUUCAAAGUUUAAAGAAGCAAAUCAUAAAAGAAAUCAAACAAGAAAUUCUAUAUUUCUGUCAACCGAUUCAGUUACUUCAAAUACUUCAAGUGAAACUUCAAAUUUUAAACAUCCAGUUUCAUCAAAUAAUAAACCAAAACCAAAACCAAGACCCAAAUCAGAAUAUUAUGAUAUCAGAAAAUUACCAAAGGCUCGUCAAGAAAAGCAACAUUCUCGUUCUUAUUCUAAUCAAGAAAAUGAAUUGCCUCUAGUUGGUUUAAGUGAAGAUACUUUACAAUUUGAUGCCAAUGAUAUUUCUUUGGAUGAAGUAACAGAACAUUUAAUAGAUCCUCAGCUGUUUGCUGUAAUGGAUAAAAAGCCAAGACCUUCUAGUUAUAUGCAUACAACUACAGCAACUGCUAGUGACUUGAGAUACAAUACUACUGUUCAUGAAGACGGUAAUAAGAAUAUUAAUAAUAAUGAAGAUUACCAUUCCAUUUUAGAUCCUCGCCAACCGAGUCAACUGCAUAAUCCCAUGAUGCAUCCCCAAGAGAACACAACUAUCCCCACUGAAAUCCCUACUGAAGUUCAAACUCCAGACGAUGAUCUCAAUCAAGAGCCACAUAAUUUAAUCUUGAAUCAACAAGAUGUGCCCAUAGAUCACCACCAACUUCAAGAAACUGCUCCUCAAACAGAUACUUUGCAUUAUGAUGUCAAUCAUCUGUUUGCUUAUCCGGAUGAUGCCUCCCAUAACAUUCACAAGCAAACAAGACCACACGAUAAUGAAAGAAAUAUCAACAGAACUAAUAAUCACCAAAUGUCUAGUAAUAUAAAGUCACCUGAACCUUUUAGAGCACAUCAAACCCCGCAAAAAAUGCAACUUGAAGAACAACCGCAACUGGUACAAAAGCAUCAACAGGAACAACAGCCACAACAAUUGAAAAGUCAAUCAGAACAAGAUCAACGUCCACGCCCAUUGCCACUUCAAUUUGAUCAGAAUGCUCCAGCAUUAUUCAACAAUAAUCAAAUGUAUCAGACUAGUCCACAAUUUUAUUCAGCUCCUGCUGUACCCCAACAUACUGAUGAAAAUUCUAAUGAUGAAGAAAGUGGUUCAAGUGAAUACACUUCGUCAUCUGAUGGGGACGAAGAUGACGAUGGAUCUUCAAGUUCUGGAUCAAGCGUAGCACCAACUCAGCACCCUUAUUAUGAACAAUGGAGACGUUAUUAUGAAGCAUUGGCUGCUCAACAACAACAAUUUAUGAUGAGACAACAACCAAUGAAUCCUAAUUCUUUCCCUGGUUUUAAUCCAAUGAUGUUUUAUGGGAAUCCACAAAUGAUGCAACAAAUGCAAAUGCAGAUGCAGAUGCAAAUGCCCCAUUUUUAUAAUCCAGCAAUUCCACAAGGCUCAUCACCAGCAGUUCAGAAACAAGAAAACAACGACGCUAGAAUAUAUCAACAAUCACCAUCCAAAGGUCAAUCACAGAUAGUGAUUCCACCACAAGAACCAGAACAAGAACAAGAACAACCACGUCCAAAGGAGCAUGAAAGAAAAACGUCAGCUUCAUCUAUUCUGGCUCCACUUAAGGUUACCCCUUCACCACCUUCUAAGAGAAAUUCCUAUGUCAGCGUAGCACAUGCAGCAACUGAACAACUUGUCAAUGAAGCACCAGCUCAACAUGAUUAUUUAUUAUCAUAUCAGAAAUCUAGAAAUAUUCAUAGUGAAAAGAUUGAAGAGGAUAAUGAAUUGAUUUCUAAUUCAAGAAGGUCAACUGUGAAAUCCAAUAGAUAUGCAUCAGCACCACUUCAUAUGGCCAAAGAAAGAAAAGUCUCUUGCAUGGGUGGACUCAAUGCUAGGGUUACUUCUUUGGAGAUGAAUUUCAAACCAGCUGAAUAUCAUCCAUAUCAUGAAGAUGAAGAAUACAUUGGUUCCAGAUCAAUGUCACAUUCUAUCCCUUCUUCUUUGGUUCAAAGUACUCAGUCACUUUCGCAAUUGAAAUUACGUGAUAGUGAAGGUCAAUUGACAAGACAAAUUUCAGAUUACAAUAAAUUUCUAUUUGAUGAUUCCGACGAUGAAAGUGAAGAAGAUGAAAAAUCACCAUCUCCUGAACCACAACAACAACAAGAAGAAGAUGAUGAUGAUGAUGAGGAUGAAGAGGAUAUUCCAAGAAGAGUAGAAGUCAUUGGUCACAGUAGAAAACACUCAUCUAGUAAUGAUAGUUCUAAUGAUCAAUUACCUACUCCUAACUCAGUAGAAGGAUUAAGUAGAAAUGGCACUGCCGCUUCUGCAGCUUCUUAUAAUUCAAUUGAAAGUGGUGCUUCCUCAAAAUUUGUUGUUGCAGAUAGUAAAAGAAGACUGGCCAUAAGUGCUCCAACAACUGACCGAAAAUCUAAAUCAAAGAAAAAGAGUAAGAAAUCCAAGAAACAUUCAAAGAAGAAUAAGAGCCCACCACAGGGAUUCCCAUUUAAUCCAAAUAUGUCGAUGCCAGAACUACCAAUGGGUUCAAUGAUGCCAUUUCCACCACCCCCACCACCGUCGGUACCGCCAUCUCAAUAUGGAGGUUCAACUGAUCAAUUCAUGAUGAUGAAUUAUUCCAAUCCGUUGUUGUCACAACAAACUGAAUAUGGGGGUGGUAGAUCCACUCCAAGAAGUAGAAGACAAAGUAUUUCUACUACUGAUUCUAAGAGGAGAUCAAUGUUGAUGGAGACUCCUAGUCCAGUUGCCAAUAAAAGAAACAGUGUCCCUGUUUUUACCAGCCAACAAAGACAACAAUUGCAAAAGCAAAAACAAAUGCAAAAGCAAAAACAGUCAACACCACCGCCAGCACCACCUAAGGUUCAGGAUGCUAUUAUCAGCAAGAAAAUUGAACAAUUUAUUCAAUUACGUUCACGUAUUGCUGCUGGUAACAAGACUGCUGAAUAUAGAUUGCAUUGGGUUAAGAUGUUGAUCACUGCUACUAAUUAUAAAUUAUAUUCUUAUAUUAACAUCAAGGGUGAAAGUAUUCAACCUGAACAGUAUGCAUCUAAUAAGGCUCAAUUUAUUAAAAGUUCAGUUACUCAUAUUACAAAACUUAUUAAAGAAUUUGCAUCCGGGGUUCAAGAAAGAGAUGGUGUUAGAUGUGAAGCUUAUUUCAUCUAUGCAAGUUUAUGCAAGCAAGACUAUUUGAUUUCUUAUAAUCAAGAUUUCAAUAUGGAAAAGAACCUUAAUAAAGCCAUUGAAUAUUAUGAUAAAGUUCUUGAAAUUAAUGAUAAAGAUUUCAAAGCCUUGUAUAAAUUGGGUGAAAUUUAUGAAUAUGAUUUGAAUGAUUUCAAGCAAGCUGUUGAAUACUAUACACUUUCGGCUAAAUUUGGAUAUAAUAGAGCAAUUUUGAAAAUGGCUAUGUUUUACUUACAAGAACCGGAAAUGAGAAGUAUCAAAUAUUUCAAAUAUUUGAAGAAUCUAUCCAACAUUGAUUUGAAUGAAGUUCAAUUAGAUGAAGAGGAUUUAGCAGAAAUGGAAGAAGUCAUUGGGUUGGCAUGUUAUGAAUUGGGUAAGAUUUUUGAAGGUAUUUAUCCUGGUGAUUUAACCACUGAAGAUGAAUUCAUUAAAAAAUCCUUAGAGUUGGCCCCAGUUAAUUAUGCCAAGAGUUUGACAUAUUAUAAUAAAUCAGCUAAAUUGAAUUGUUUGUUAGCACAAGUUAGAUUGGGUAUCGUUUAUGAACGUGGGGAGUUGAAUCGUCAAGAAAAUCCAAAUAAAUCUAUUCAAUGGUAUAUUAAAGCCUCUUCAUCUCCAUUAUCAUUUAGAAGACAUCCAGAUGCCAUGGUUGGAUUGGCUCGAUGGUGUUUACAAGGAAGUAAUGGGGCAAGUAAAUAUAUUCCAAGUCCAGUUCCAGAUAAAGCAGUUAUGUGGUGUGAAAGAGCAAUUGACGAAUUUAGUUCACCUGAUGCUAUGAAUUUCAUGGGUGACUUGUGUGAAAUGGGUAUUGCAAAGGGUAAAGCAAAACACUGGUUUGAAAAAGCUUAUAAACUUGGUAAUCAAGAAGCUGGUCAAAAGUUGGGUUAUUUUUAA
This is a messenger RNA of Candida tropicalis MYA-3404, 4035 nucleotides long. RefSeq lists its product as uncharacterized. Bases 1 to 4035 code for a protein of 1344 amino acids. Gene Ontology annotation, molecular function: protein binding. The transcript has a single exon. The record is from RefSeq and is a predicted model, not a curated record. NCBI's taxonomy places the organism in Eukaryota, Fungi, Ascomycota, Pichiomycetes, Serinales, Debaryomycetaceae.